AUGUGUGAGUCGAACAACGAAGGCCAAGAUUUCCAGUCACGUGAUCUGAUCGCCGCCGCCCCACCACCGUUCAUUGGCCAGUCCAGCUUUCCCAAUCCCGUCUCAUUGAGUUACACUCUACCUCCCGAAUAUCUGCCACAUUUCCAAUUCAGAGACGCCGAUGAGAUCGAUUCGCUGCCCUCUUCCGCUACGAGCUCGACAGUGGACGACGAGGAAUACAUUUCAGAUGCUGAGCGGGAGUGGAGAGAAUCGCUGCAACAGUUGGAGCUACUGUUGACAAUGGUCGUGGUACCCUAUCUGGGCAAAUACUUUGGUAGAAAGUGUGCAUAUUGGGGUUGGGCAAAAUACAUGACAUGGAAAUAUCCAGUCGAAGUCGUCAUCUCGAGUCCGAAGACGUUCAAAUUGGCGGGCGCUAUCGAGGCUGCAGCGACAAUAUAG
Plenodomus lingam JN3 is the source of this 438-nucleotide messenger RNA. The record is from RefSeq and is a predicted model, not a curated record. Lineage: Eukaryota; Fungi; Ascomycota; Dothideomycetes; Pleosporales; Leptosphaeriaceae.